AUGAUCUCUCCAUUUCGAGGCAAAGCCCUUCGGGUGGCGCAAGCCUUGCUCAUUGUAGCUCCUGCUUUUAUCCUCUUUGGCUACAAUCAGUCUGGUCUGGGACCACUCUCCACCCUGCAGAGUUGGGUGGAAGUCUUUCCAGAAAUCGACACCAUCAAUACAAAAGGUCCCUCACGCGCCCAGCACUCCACGAUCAAAGGCGUUGUCAUUGCGUCUAUGCAAAUCGGUGCCCUCGUGGGAGCCCUCUCAUGUACAGCAUUCAGUGACCGCAUUGGUCGACGCAAGACCAUCUUUCUUGGUGCCAUUCUCACUAUCAUCGGUCAAUUGCUUCAGACUAGCGCCUACGGUCUCGCACAGUUUGUCGUCGGUCGAGUCAUCCUUGGUGUCGGCAUUGGCCAAUUUAGCGUCGCUGUUCCCGUCUGGCAGUCCGAGUGCACGUCGGCCAAACAUCGUGUCGUCCUUUUGGCGUCGGUAUUUCUUCUCCCAGAGUCUCCUCGAUGGCUCGUCAGUGUGGGCAAGAUCGACGAGGCCACCAGGAGUCUUGCUGCCUACAAGGGUGUGGCAGACGACGAUGAGUCGGUGUGCGUUGAGAUUGGUGGAAUCGAAACAUCCCUAGAAGUCUCCGCCGAUAGCGCCUCAUUGAAAGAUAUCUUCAAUUUGAGCAAGCCCGACGAAGAGCGCUUGCUGUAUCGGUUCUGUCUCUGCGUGGCCCUACAGUUCUUCCAACAGAUGUGCGGUGGCAAUCUCAUCUCGACGUACAUCUCGACCAUCUUCGAGCAAGAUCUGGGCAUGGACAGCGAUCUGGCGCGCAUUCUCAGCUCUUGCGCGAUGACCUGGAAGUUUUUCUGUUCCUUUAUCGCUUUCGCCAUCGACAAGCUCGGCCGUCGAAAGAUCUUCAUGAUCAGCGGCACGGGCAUGUCUGUCUGCAUGAUGGUGCUGGCCAUCACCAAUAGUUUCAAGGGCAAUCGAGCCGCCUCGAUCACCUCAGCCACGUUCAUGUUCCUCUUCAACAGCUUCUACCCUGUCGGAUCCCUCGGGGGCAACUUCUUGUACUGUACCGAAGUAGCACCGAUGCGCCUCCGUGUCGCCAUGUCGGCCAUCUCAACGGCCAACCACUGGCUGUGGAACUUUGUCGUGGUCAUGAUCACUCCCGUGGCUCUGAACACCAUCGGAUACAAGUACUACAUUGUUUAUGCAGUGAUUUCAGCAUGUAUCCCCGUUUCCGUGUACUUUUUCUACCCGGAGACCAUGAACAGGAAUCUUGAGGCGCUGAACCAUGUCUUCCGCGAUGCCUCGACGCCGUGGCAGAUUGUGAGUAUGGCGCGUCAUUUGCCUCAGGGCGAAGCUGCCGACGUGGAUGUGUGGAUGCGGGCAGAGGAGAAGAAGGGUGAAAUUGAGCAGAGCGAGCACGCUUAA
Penicillium oxalicum is the source of this 1416-nucleotide messenger RNA. RefSeq lists its product as uncharacterized. Gene Ontology annotation, biological process: transmembrane transport; carbohydrate transport. The record is from RefSeq and is a predicted model, not a curated record. Bases 1 to 1416 code for a protein of 471 amino acids. NCBI's taxonomy places the organism in Eukaryota, Fungi, Ascomycota, Eurotiomycetes, Eurotiales, Aspergillaceae. The transcript is spliced from 3 exons. Gene Ontology annotation, cellular component: membrane. Gene Ontology annotation, molecular function: carbohydrate:proton symporter activity.